Coffea eugenioides is the source of this 2762-nucleotide messenger RNA. RefSeq names its product calcium-dependent protein kinase 26. Gene Ontology annotation, molecular function: calcium ion binding; ATP binding; calmodulin binding. The record is from RefSeq and is a predicted model, not a curated record. Lineage: Eukaryota; Viridiplantae; Streptophyta; Magnoliopsida; Gentianales; Rubiaceae. Gene Ontology annotation, biological process: intracellular signal transduction; protein autophosphorylation; peptidyl-serine phosphorylation. The transcript is spliced from 8 exons. Gene Ontology annotation, cellular component: cytoplasm; nucleus. The coding region runs from base 386 to 2119 and encodes 577 amino acids.
AGAUUUUUAUUAUUUGUAGAGUGAGAUUUCUCUGCUUGUUUAUUUAUUAUUUUAAAAAAAAGAAGAUAUGGAGAAAAUGAUAGGGACUGAAGGAUAUUAACCAUCAUCAUCGUCGUCGUCCUCCUGAUUUUUUCUGGUUCUGAUGAUGAUCGUGAUUCAGAUUCAUACGAUCGUCGUCGUAGUUUCCGCUCUCAUUCGUGAUCCCGCCGGCACAUGAUACGUCGAUCGACCUAAACUUUCCUCAAAGUGUCUGUAGUUUGAAGUGAACAACAAACAUUUGGAUGAGGAGGAGACAGCUAAUCUGUUACAGCAGCAGUUAAGAAGUAAUAAUACCUUUUCUGAGGCUCACAAGUUUGGGUGGGGGUGAGGGUAUUCUGAUUGUUUCAUGGGCAAUACAUGCCGUGGAUCUUUUGGAGGCAAGCAUUUUCAGGGCUACGCAACUCCCGAAGACCAUUCUAACCCCAAGCGUAACCCUUCCUCCACCUCCACCGCUGCUCACUCUGACCAUUCUUCUUCUGACAACUUCUCUCCCACCACCUUAGCGUCUCAACACCUUGUUGCUCAAGAAUUGUCCAAGGAUCCUCACCACCCAAAACCCCAAAACGAAAACCACAAUCAUAAUUUCGCCCUUGUUAGUCCCAAGAAGGAGACCAUCAUGAGUCGUGCCAAUAACAAUCAAGCUUACUAUGUAUUAGGUCACAGGACUGCUAAUAUCCGUGACCUUUACAUGUUAGGACGUAAACUAGGACAAGGCCAGUUUGGUACCACUUAUUUGUGCACCGACGUUUCCACUGGUGUUGAAUAUGCCUGUAAAUCAAUCUCCAAGAGGAAGCUAAUUUCCAAAGAAGAUGUUGAGGAUGUUAGGAGGGAGAUUCAGAUCAUGCACCACUUGGCAGGCCAGAAGCAUAUUGUUACCAUUAAGGGAGCUUAUGAGGACCCUUUGUAUGUUCAUAUUGUCAUGGAGCUAUGUGCUGGAGGUGAACUGUUUGACCGUAUUAUCCAAAGGGGACACUACAGUGAGAGAAAGGCAGCACAAUUAACUAAAAUUAUUGUAGGGGUUGUUGAAGCGUGCCAUUCACUUGGGGUGAUGCAUAGAGAUCUAAAGCCAGAGAAUUUCUUGUUGAUUAACAAGGAUGAUGAUUUCUCUCUCAAAGCCAUUGAUUUUGGACUCUCAGUUUUCUUCAAGCCAGGCCAGGUAUUCACUGAUGUGGUUGGAAGCCCAUAUUAUGUUGCCCCUGAGGUGCUUCUAAAGCAUUAUGGUCCCGAAGCAGAUGUCUGGACAGCAGGGGUCAUUCUAUACAUUUUGCUUAGUGGUGUUCCACCCUUUUGGGCUGAAACACAACAAGGGAUAUUUGAUGCGGUUUUGAAGGGACACAUUGAUUUUGAAUCGGACCCCUGGCCAUUAAUAUCUGACAGUGCAAAAGAUCUCAUCCGGAGGAUGUUAUGCAUGCGACCUUCAGAGCGCUUAACUGCUCAUGAAGUUUUAUGUCAUCCUUGGAUAUGUGAAAACGGCGUUGCUCCUGAUAGAGCUCUAGAUCCUGCUGUACUUUCUCGUCUUAAGAAUUUUUCUGCAAUGAAUAAAUUGAAGAAGAUGGCUUUGCGGGUGAUAGCAGAAAGCCUGUCUGAAGAGGAGAUUGCUGGCUUAAGAGAGAUGUUCAGGGCAAUGGAUACUGAUAACAGUGGUGCGAUCACAUUUGAUGAACUUAAAGCUGGACUGAGAAAAUAUGGAUCUACCUUGAAAGAUAUAGAAAUACGUGACCUCAUGGAUGCGGCUGAUGUGGAUAACAGUGGGACCAUCGACUAUGGAGAAUUUAUUGCAGCAACAAUUCACCUUAACAAAUUAGAACGCGAGGAACAUCUCAUGGCAGCCUUUCAAUAUUUUGAUAAGGAUGGAAGUGGUUAUAUUACAGUUGAUGAACUCCAGCAAGCUUGUGCCGAACAUAAUAUGACAGAUGUUUUCCUUGAAGAUAUUAUCAGAGAAGUUGAUCAAGAUAAUGAUGGAAGGAUUGAUUAUGGGGAAUUUGUUGCUAUGAUGCAAAAAGGCAAUGCAGGCAUUGGAAGACGAACAAUGCGAAACAGUCUCAAUAUUAGCAUGAGAGAUGCUGCAGGAGCUCCUUGAUCAUUAGUUACUAUAGUCAGACACCUCAUUCAUUACUUCUAGUCAAACUUGUGUCUUUGCAGUGUCCUAUUCUCUACUGUUAUGGAAGAACGAAAGAUCAGGAAGCUGUAAGGGCAUCCUUGGUAGUCAAUGUAAUUAUACAGGUAGAUCAUAGGACACUUGCCCGCAAUUCUGUUUUUGAGCAAUUACAUCUGUUGUUUGUUCUAAUAUUCUCCUUAUGCGAGCCAAGGAGGUAAAGAUGUUGAGCUCAAUGUGUAAAGUCUUGAUCCACUGCUUGAUCGCGCAGCGUGAGAUUUGGAUUGUCAAAGAUGAAGUCUGGAGCUUGAUCCUUGUUGCCCCGCCAUGAUGCAACUGUUGAUCUGGGGAGAAUGUUGUAAGCAUGGGAGAUACUUUGGUUAUUGGGCUAGUUCAGCUGCUUUCCGCUGCUAAUUUAUGCCGGUGUACUGAAGGGGGAAAAAUAAAAACUUUGUGCUUAUUCUUCUUCGAGGAGGUUGAUGUGCAGACCUCUUAUCUAGAUUUGUUUUUUCCCAUUUUUUAGAUUAUGUACUUGGCUUGGUUUUGUAAUCGACAGAAAUGGCUCCAAACUCUGAAAAUUUUUCUUCUAGUUUUCUCAAUUCCAAUUUUGAGGUGUGUUGUUUUCGUA